Fragaria vesca subsp. vesca is the source of this 724-nucleotide messenger RNA. RefSeq names its product LOB domain-containing protein 16-like. Gene Ontology annotation, cellular component: nucleus. The transcript has 2 exons. The record is from RefSeq and is a predicted model, not a curated record. Gene Ontology annotation, biological process: hormone-mediated signaling pathway; positive regulation of DNA-templated transcription. Bases 77 to 724 code for a protein of 215 amino acids. NCBI's taxonomy places the organism in Eukaryota, Viridiplantae, Streptophyta, Magnoliopsida, Rosales, Rosaceae.
UCUCUCUCUCUCUCUCUCUCUCUCUCUCUCUCUCUCUCUCUCUCUCUCUCUUUGAGCUUUUCUCUCUCUAGCUGCUAUGGCUUCUGGGAGUACUGGUAGCAGUGGCACUACUACUGGAACUGGCUCUCCUUGUGGAGCAUGCAAGUUUCUGAGGAGGAAGUGCGCAUCUGAUUGCAUAUUUGCUCCUUACUUUUGCUCCGAACAAGGGCCGGCUCGAUUUGCUGCCAUUCACAAAGUGUUUGGGGCUAGCAAUGUUUCCAAGUUGUUGCUUCAUGUCCCUGUCCAUGAUCGAUGUGAAGCUGUUGUCACUAUUGCCUAUGAAGCUCAGGCAAGGAUUCGAGACCCCGUAUAUGGAUGUGUUGCUCACAUUUUUGCCUUGCAGCAACAGGUGGCAUGCUUACAAGCACAAUUGAUGCAAGUGAAGGCACAAGUGGCUCAUCAAAACCUUAUGGAUUCAAGGACCAUGGAGAGCCAAUGGCAGGGGAACGUGAAUGGAGUCACAAACUUCCCGAGUUAUCCAAGUUACAUGAACCCUAUUUCUCCUCAGAGCUCGCUGGAUUCCAUUGACCACAGCAGCAAUGAUACUAUCAACUAUAUGCAGGAGACACAAAGCAGCAGCAGAUCGGAGGAGUUUCCACUCCAAGCUUGUUCUAAGAAGAGAGCAUAUAACAGUACUGAGUUGGGUGAGCUUCAAGAACUGGCCCUCAGAAUGAUGAGGAACUGA